UUGAGCCCACGUGAAACACAGAAUCCAAAAUGGCGUCCGGUCGAGCAAAGAAAGUUCUUAUUCACCCAGUUGUUCUCUUUAGUAUCGUAGACGCUUACGAAAGACGGAAUGAAGAGGCGAAAAGAGUUAUAGGGACUCUUCUAGGAGUUGUUGAUAAAGGUUUAGUCGAGGUCAAAAGCUGUUUUGGUGUCCCACAUAACGAAUCUGCCGACGAAGUUGCUGUGGAACUAGAAUAUGCCAAAAGCAUGUAUGAACUUGCAAAUAAAGCAAAUCCUAAGGAACAGAUUGUUGGAUGGUAUGCUACAGGACCAGAUGUGACAGAACACUCUCUUCUUAUCCAUGAAUACUACUCAAGAGAAACCAAUAAUCCUAUUCACCUCACUGUUGACACAACACUCAAGAACCUUAAAAUGGCUUAUAAAGCCUACCAAAGUGUAAAAAUGGGAGUUCCAGAAAAGACAGAGGGCACCAUAUUCAGUCAGGUUCCCUGUGAAAUCAAGCUCACAGCUUCUGAGAAAGUUGGAAUCGAUGUCUUACAGAGAACUAAAUUUGCAAGCAAAAAAACAGUUUCCUUGAUAUCAGACAUGCAGCAUGUGACCAGUGCUACAGACGAUCUAUCAAGCAUGCUGGGUGAUGUUAUAAAUUACAUUGAGGCUGUUAUGGAUGGAAAGAUUACUGCAGAUAAUAAUGUAGGUCGAGAGCUGAAAAAUUUUGUUGAUGCAGUUCCUAAGAUGACGCCUGAAGAAUUUGAAGCCAUGCUUAACAGCAACAUGCAGGACUUGCUGAUGAUUGUAUAUCUUUCAAAAGUCUGUAAAACACAACUCGCCCUGGGAGAAAAGCUGACAGCUGUCCUUUAACAUUAAAACAUAAAUAUAAUAAAAUGCCAAGAAAGUAAAAAUUUA
Actinia tenebrosa (Australian red waratah sea anemone) is the source of this 902-nucleotide messenger RNA. Its product is annotated as eukaryotic translation initiation factor 3 subunit F. The record is from RefSeq and is a predicted model, not a curated record. Lineage: Eukaryota; Metazoa; Cnidaria; Anthozoa; Actiniaria; Actiniidae. Gene Ontology annotation, molecular function: metallopeptidase activity; translation initiation factor binding; translation initiation factor activity. Gene Ontology annotation, cellular component: eukaryotic translation initiation factor 3 complex, eIF3m. Gene Ontology annotation, biological process: translational initiation.